This is a messenger RNA of Argiope bruennichi, 1006 nucleotides long. RefSeq names its product coiled-coil domain-containing protein 25-like. Lineage: Eukaryota; Metazoa; Arthropoda; Arachnida; Araneae; Araneidae. The transcript has 8 exons. The record is from RefSeq and is a predicted model, not a curated record. Bases 189 to 812 code for a protein of 207 amino acids.
CACCUCUAUCCCAAAUAAGCAAAAUUUCUUGAUGUCAGUAUUAAUUAUGCCCAUUACUUUUUUGGAAAUAAGUAAAUUACAGUGCUAUUUAUUGUAACUUGUCUUGCAAUUAUUAUUUUUUUGUUAAAAUUACUUAACUUUCGACCAUCCAUUUAUUUCUUAUCAGGUUUUUUAGUUAGAAGCACAAUAUGGUGUACUAUUUUACAAGCAAUGUUGUUGAUCCACCAGCAACUAUCUAUAUGGGGUUAGAUAAAUUUGAAAAUGAAUCUCUCAUUAAGUAUGGAUUUCCAGAAGAUAUUUGGUUCCAUGUUGAUGAUAUGUCAUCUGCUCAUGUUUAUUUAAGAUUACAGAAGAAUCAAACAAUUGAUGACAUUCCACCUGCUUUGAUACAAGACUGUGCACAACUUGUUAAAGCAAAUAGUAUACAAGGUUGUAAGAAAAAUAAUAUACAAGUUGUCUAUACAGAAUGGUCUAACUUGAAGAAAACAGGUGAUAUGGUUGUUGGUCAAGUUGCUUUUCAUAAUUCCAAAAAGGUUAAGACUAUAAAAGUGGAGAAGAAAUUAAAUGAUGUUUUGAAUAGACUUAAUAAAACUAAAGUGGAAAGAUUUCCUUGUUUGCAAACUGAAAGAGAAGAAAGGGACCGACAGGAAAGAGCUGAGCAAAAAGAAAAACAAAGAAAAUUAAAAGAACAAGAGAAACAGGAAGCUGCUCGAAAGGAAGAAGAAGAAAAAUUAAGAAACUAUGCAACUCUUAUGAAUGCACAAAUGCAGUCAAACCAGGAUGGUGGUGAAGAUUCCGAUGACUUCAUGUGAAAUUAAUGGAAUUUUUGAUAAUAAAAAUUCUUUGAAGUUUUGAUUUUGUAUUGUAUAAAGAAAUGUUAUAAAAUUAUAAUUGGCUUAAUAAUCUGACUUUAAAGAAUUUUUCUUAUUGUCAAAAAAAUCCUUUUGUUUUUAUUGCAACAAAUAUUUGAAUACUGGCAAUAAAAUGUUGAUGAAAGAAAUGGAAA